Messenger RNA from Microplitis mediator, 2839 nucleotides. RefSeq lists its product as uncharacterized. The transcript has 3 exons. Lineage: Eukaryota; Metazoa; Arthropoda; Insecta; Hymenoptera; Braconidae. The record is from RefSeq and is a predicted model, not a curated record. Bases 7 to 954 code for a protein of 315 amino acids.
UAUUAUAUGAAUUCCAUGACACUUCAUAGAACGUUAACACUAGUUGCCACAAAAAUAUAUGAUUUCGUAGUUUUAACAGGACAUAACCAUGCGUAUUUCCGAAGACGAUUUUUUUUUUUGGCGCAUUACGAUGAUUUUCAGAUCGAAAGUCAAACUUUUGAACGUAAAUCUUACGCUAUAGCUUGUAGAAGACUUAAGGGCGCUCAUUCUUAUGACCGAGUAGCUCAAUUGAUUAAAGAAAUACAUGCGUCAUAUGGUAUCGACAAAAAAGUGCUGGCUACAGUGACUGAUAAUGGAUCAAACUUUGUCAAGGCAUUUCGCGAGUUUGGAGUGAACGUUGGUGAAUCGUUUUUUCAAGCAGUACCCGAAUCAUCCAACAACCAAAUGGACGGUGAUUCUGAUGAGAAUGACCAUGCUGAGAUUGAAGAAUUCAUACCGAAUGAUGAAUUUGAUUCAACUGAUAGUUUACCUGAACAAAUUCAUUGUGCUAGUCAUACAUUGAACCUUGUAGCAACAACCGAUAUGCUCAAUUAUAUAAAGUCAUGUAAAAUACUUCACUCGUCAUACAAUCAAAUGAUCCAAAGGUGUAAUUUACUAUGGAAGCUUCUGUCUUCACCAAAAAAUAGCGAAAAAUUGAAAAAAGUUCUAGGACAGAGCUUGCAAAAGUCCGUUGUAACACGAUCGAACUCUCUAUAUCAAUCAAUUUUUCAAAUUUUCGGGCUUAAAGAUAAAAUUCUUUCGAGUGGUGAAGAAUCGGGCAUAGACAAUCUUCUUGAUGAGGAUAAUUUUCGAUUCAUAGAAGAGUAUUUGCACUGUAAUCAAUCAAUUGCUGACGCGAUCGAUAAAUUACAGGGUGAUAAAUUGGCCUCGUAUGGAUAUUUGUUACCAACUCUAGUGACAUUUCGGAAUAAAUUGAACCGGUGCAAGCAAUUACGAUUUCAAUACUGCCAUUAGCUUGUACCAGGUUUGUUGAAAGCUCUAGACAAUCGCUUUGGAUAUAUAUACAAUGUCAUCGACGAAGGAAAAACCAGUGCUGUUGCUGCAGGUUGUCAUCCAAUAUUAAGCUGAAUUGGUUGGCAUCACUGAGAUCGCGAGCUCAAGCCAAUGCGAUGGAAGCUAUAAUGGAAGCUUUUAAAAGCAGUUCUGAUCAGCCCGUCGAUGAUGACACUUUUUCUGAAGGAGCUGAUGAUUUCUUUGAUUUCACUACUUAUUCGGAGAGUGUCCCAGAAAAAAAUAGUAUAAAUUUUCAAACGCUUGGUUCAUCAGAUUCCGAAACAAUGUACCAAAAAUUUCUUGCUCAUAAAAGCAAUGACAUUAAAAUAAUGGAACUUUAUCCAAUUGUAAAGCAAGUUUUUCUAAAAUUUAAUAGUACCUUCGUCUGCACCGGUAGAACGACUAUUUAGCUAUGCUACUAUGUUUAACCUACCGAAAUUUAUUAAAUUGACGGAUCAAACUUUUGAAUUGCGUGUAGUCAUGAAAUGUUAUGCCAGUGCUGCCAAAAAAGGUCGUAAUUAGAAAUUUCAUUUGUAUUUCUUGAUAAAUAAUUGUUGUUUUUUUUUUCUUUUUUUAGAUUUGAAAUUAAUUUAGACAAGCUAUUUGGGAUUGUUGUAAUAAUAAUAAAAUAAAUGCAUGCCAGGACUGGUUGGUGGUUAGGAUAUUUGAAAAAUACGCAUAUUUAAAAAUAUAACAAUAUUUUUAUUUGUCACAGCACAAAAUGUCACUGGGUUACAAAUUAAAUCGUUGAUUUAAUUUAUCAAUACUGUUGAAUGUCUGAGCUCAUGAAUACGUAAAUGAUUGAAUACAAAUUAUUGAAUUGAGCUCGAGUAAAUAAACGAAUUAAAAUAACUAAGUUGAGUUUAAUUGAAAACUGAGUUGAUCGCAUAAAUGUCAGAAUGUAAAGUAACAUGAAAUUAGAGGUUACCGAGCGAAGUUAAUUUUUGAACACGUUAACUACUAUUUUUAAUAGCACUGAAUACAUAACUAAUUGAGUUAUUGAGUUUUAAUAAUAAUGAUCACUUAAUUUAAUUGAAUUUAAUAAGCUCAUAAUAAAUUACACUGAUUAUAAUUUAUUUGUUGAACACGUGGUAGCAUGAUUGCAGAGGCUACUGAGCGGAAAAUAACUUUUAAUUUAAUUGAGAAAUUGAGCAUAAUGAUAAUUAAAUAAAUAAUAAAACUAAGUCUUUUAUUCUGAUGAGCACUUGAAUUAAUUUUUAAAAGAGUAAUUUAGCACCUGUACGAGUUUCCGUUAAAUUAACCUCCUCAGGAACUUGGUCGUAGAUCACUGGGAUGCUUGAUGAUUUUAUUAUUUAUUUUAUGGGCUCCGGUGCUCACAAUUACAAAAAUAAUUAUAUUUUUAUAGAGAGUUAUGAACCCUUAAUGUAAUUAAUUAAUUACUUUUAUUUAUUCACUCGAGAUGAGUGCAAAUUUAAUUGAUUAUUAAAAACACGUGGUGCCACUUGAAAAUGAUAUGAACGCAAGAAUAAUGGCGUUGGUCUUCUCCACGAGGCAGGAAAUUCACACGCGCAUGUGUCGCACUGCGCAAGUUAAGAUUUAAUUACUAGACACUAGGCCCCAGUAGGUGCUGCCUCUAUUUGCUGGAAAUGCAACUACAUUCAAAUUUGAAUGUAGUUGUGAUUACGCAACAGAGAUGAAAAUAAAAUCUAUUUGUUCUACGAACUAAUCUAUAAAAUUAUAAUAUGUUUUUUUAUUGUAAGCCUCUAAAUAUAUUUAAAAUAGUAUUUUUAUUGAUGUAAUGGUACUUUUUACUGAGUGUGAUAUAAGCAUUUGAGUUUUAAAUAAAAUAAAAAUUACAAUUUUAAAAUUAAGAUUAUUGAAGCUA